Messenger RNA from Cyanistes caeruleus (blue tit), 1559 nucleotides. Its product is annotated as serine/threonine-protein kinase PAK 3-like. Gene Ontology annotation, molecular function: ATP binding; protein kinase activity. Gene Ontology annotation, biological process: protein phosphorylation. Lineage: Eukaryota; Metazoa; Chordata; Aves; Passeriformes; Paridae. The record is from RefSeq and is a predicted model, not a curated record.
AGUGCCAACAGGACACCACCGUUCCUGCAGUCCAGAACUCCUCAAUGCCCCCCUUCUGCUGGCAUUCCAGGAGGAUCCUUCUCCUCCAGGAGUUCUCAGAGGGCUGUCUGCAAACCAGCAAGGGCUUUAUCUGACUGUUGUGUUAUGCUUGUCUGCAAGUUCUAGCAGAGCUCUGCAAAAAUGAUCCGGCAAAUCUGUGUCGCAGCAUGUGAUUUUCUGUCUGCAACAUCUGCAAUGUAUUUUCAUCCAGAUAAACCCUGGCUGGUGACAGCUCAUCUGGGGAAUCAGAUCACCCAAUUAUCCAGAGGUAAUCAAGGACGCAGGGCAACCCAUCCUUUGACCCCACCACUGCCACCAGAACCUCAGCUGGCUUCUUCCCUUCUUGGAGAGAAGGAUAAUGAGAAGGAGGUGGAUACGAAAUCUGCACCUGUUCCUACAGCAGAAUCAAUCUACAUGAGCUCUCUGCUGGGAGCUGAAGGUACAGAAGAAGAUGUAUUUCUCCUGCCUGGCACCUUCAGCAGCAGGAGCACAAUGGAAGACCCCAGAGUCCGGCCACAGAAGAAAUUCCAGCUGACAGAGGAACUGCUGGAGCGACUGAGGGGCAUUGUGAACGAGGGGGACCCCAUGACGAAAUACACUGAAUUUGUUAAAAUUGGCCGAGGGGGUUUCGGGACUGUUUACAAAGCCAUCAACCCAGCCACAGGAGAUGUGGUGGCCCUAAAGAAGAUGCCUCUCCGCAAACGGAACAGAAAGGAACUCGUUGUCAACGAGAUCCAGAUCAUGAAGGAAAACCGGCAUCCCAAUAUUGUCAAUUAUAUAGACAGCUACCUGGUGGAUGAAGACCUGUGGCUUGUGAUGGAAUAUGUGGAUGGAGGCACUUUAACCAGCGUUCUUGUCCGAGUCUUUAUAGAGGAAAGAGUUAUAGCUGCUAUCAGCAGGGAGUGCCUCAAAGCCCUGGCUUUCCUUCAUUCAAAGAAUGUGAUCCACAGAGAUGUCAAAAGCGAUAAUAUUCUUCUCGGGAUGGAUGGAUCUGUGAAAUUGACUGAUUUUGGCCUGUGCGCUCAGCUGACCCCGGAGCGGAGCACACGGUGCACAGUGCUCGGCUCUCCUUACUGGGUAGCACCAGAAAUCCUGAAAAGAAAGGAGUAUGACACCCAAGUGGACAUCUGGGCCCUUGGGAUUGUGGCCAUUGAAAUGCUGGAGGGAGAACCUCCGUACUUUAAAGAAAGCCCUGCCCAGGCUCAGCGCCUGAUCGCCCAGAACAGGUACCCCCCUCUGAGGAUGCCCAGCAAGAUGUCCAUUCUGUUCCACGCCUUCCUGCACUCCUGCCUGGACAUCAACCCCAGCAUCCGCUGGACAGCCAGGGAGCUCCUGGAGCAUCCAUUUUUACAAACAGCCGUGAGUCUCUCUGUCCUGCCUGAAUUGAUCCGUGUAGCCAGGAAAAUCUGUCAGGCCAUAGAAGCACUUCAUGCCACCAAAGCCAGCUCAGAGAACAAACAGGAAUAAAAUUUUCACUCCUCUGGGAGAUUUGCUCCCUUCUCACCCGAUGGUUACAUUCA